Molecule: messenger RNA, 914 nt
Organism: Notothenia coriiceps (black rockcod)
Lineage: Eukaryota; Metazoa; Chordata; Actinopteri; Perciformes; Nototheniidae
Product: autism susceptibility gene 2 protein-like
Exons: 9
Source: RefSeq, a predicted model, not a curated record
CCGCCCCCGCCCUGCCUCUUUCUAUAGCGAACCUCUCUACCUCGCACUAUUCCUCCCUACGGAGCCCGGCCCAUCGCCAUCCGGCCAUGUUUGCAACCCCAGCCUCACUUCCGCCACCAACCCUACCGACCAACAGCUUAGUGCCCGGCCACCCCGCCGGCACCCCCUACCCAGAGCGUGACCUCCUGAGGCAGGAGCUGAACAACCGCUUCCUGGUUCAGAGUUCAGAGCGGGGCCGGGGGCCGUCCGCCUCUCCGCUGGCCCCCGUGUCGCUCCUGAGGGCCGAGUUUCACCAACACCAGCACAUGCACCAGCACCAACACACCCACCAGCACACCUUCACGCCCUUUCCCGCCAGUCUGCCCCCGGCCGCCAUCCUCACCCCGCCCACCGCACCCCCCAUGGUGCGUACGCAAGCCAGAAAUUUCGACAAAUACACCCCCAAACUGGACAAUCCAUUCAUCAGACAUUCAAACUUCUUCCCCUCCUACCCCCCCACCAUGCCAGGCAUGCCCCCGAUGCUCCCACACUCAGGACCCUUCAGCUCGCUGCAAGGAGCCUUCCAACCCAAGUCAUCUAAUCCCAUUGACGUUGGGGGACGUCCUGGAGCAGUACCUCACACACUCCUGCAGAAGGAUCCACGGAUAUCAGAUCCAUACAGGACAUCCGUCAGGAAACCUGGCAAGUGGUGCGCAGUGCAUGUCCAGAUCGCAUGGCAGAUCUACCACCACCAGCAGAAAAUGAAGCAAAUGCAGCUGGAUCCUCACAAACUAGACAUGAAUGGGAAGUUGGACCUGUUCAGUCGCCCCCCAGCUCCUGGAGUCUUCCCAGGGUUUCCAUACCCUCACGACCUGGCACGACCCCUCUUCUCUUCCUCAGGCCCAGGCCACCCCGCCCCCUCUCCUUACGGCCAU